UAGACGAGCCGCUGGGUCGACUGACUGGGGGCGCGUCUGUGAAGAGCGAAGCGGGUUUCAAUUUCAAACCCAAACAGUCCGAGGCGAGGGCGAAGGAGCCAGUGGAUUGUAAAACAAAAUACAGUGUUUGUCGUGGCGUUUACAUUGAAAUCUCUAGGUUUUACGGUUUCCUGACUCGGCGUCGUGCUCCCUCUCAGCCCGGGCUUGCAGUUCAGCCUCACGUUAAAAGUCGCUCGCAUCUAACGCUCCAGUUUUCUGCGCCUGGGUAAUUUUUUGAUGUGGUAAACCGAGGCUACGCUUGAUUGUUGCAGCUGUUGAUUUAUCGGGGAUAUUGUAAAACAUUAAAACACCAGUGCCAUUUAUAUCCAUCUCUGAGUGAGCUAAUUAAGUUACCCAAGAAACAUGCCGAGGUCGAACAGGCAAAGGGAAUAUAAACCUGGGGAUCUCGUCUUUGCCAAAAUGAAGGGGUAUCCACAUUGGCCUGCAAGGAUUGACGAGUUACCUGAAGGAGCAGUUAAGUCGCCCUCCAACAAGUACCAGGUGUUCUUCUUUGGAACACACGAGACGGCAUUUCUGGGGGCCAAGGACUUGUUCCCCUAUGAUGAAUGUAAGGAGAAGUUUGGAAAACCAACCAAGAGGAAAGGCUUCACUGAGGGACUCUGGGAAAUUGAGAAUAAUCCCACUGUCACGCAUGAAGGCUACGAGCCAUCAAAGAAGGACAACACGUCAGAAGGCGCAGGGGAGACAGGCAGUUUGGAGAAAGCAGAUGCUGAGGGCAGUAGUGAUGAGGAUGAAGGUGCCCUGGUCAUUGACGAGAAGAACGAGAGGGGAGGAACUAAACGAAAAGCAGGGGAGUCCACAGAGGCAUCUCCCAAGCGGCUGAAGGACUCAGAGGGGGAAGGUGAUUUGAAAGCAGACAGCAACAAGUCUAACACAGAGGCCAAACUCAAUGAUGUGGCUGGGCCCAAGCCCACUGCUCCAUCCUCACUGAGCGAGUCGAGACCAGAGGGCCAGGAAAACCCUCCUGCAGGGGGACAGUUAACAGCAGAUAAGCCCGUGACAGACAGUGCUUAACACCAACUCUCAGAAGAAAACCAAGAUCCUUUGGCGCUUCUCUCUGGAAUUUAAGCAUUAAAAUGAUUACCUGCAGAAGGAUAGAGUUCUGCUGUUUAAUUAAUAGGAUAAUUUUAAAACCUAAGUAUGUUUGUAUUGAGAGACAAACAAAUCUUCAUUUGCCAUUUUGGGAUAUCAUAUAUCCUAGAAUCAAAAGUUUGCUAAUCUGAUUUCAAACAAUUGAAUUGAGCACUUUAAGGCUCAUUUAUAAAUGGGAUUUUGGUGUGUAUAUAUAUUUUUUAUUUCUAAGUGCAAUUACAUAAUUACAAAGUCUGGAUGCUAGGUGUCAAAAACAUUUUUCAGUUUAGAGAGAAUACGUGCUGAAUUCAUAAUGUAACCUAAACAAACAAAAUGAGUUUUGAGGAAAGGAAACCUUUCAUCCACCAAACAAUUUUGUUUGACAACUACUCCCAUUUGUCCAUUCAGUUGAUAUUUGUUGAUUUUGAAAACAGAGAGAUCAUGUACUUCUAAAGAACAAACUUUCACUUCUGCCGCUUAAAUACAGUAUGUACACACAAGGAUUUAGUGAGUAUUCUUCCGUUUGUUUUGCCUAGCUUUUCAGCCUGACCUUAAAACAUGUAAUUUUUACAUGAGUUGCACUUUCAAAAAAAUCUUGUUUUUCUUCUUUUUUUGCCCCGUUAAUUGUUGUCUAGAUAGGAGAUUAAUAUGCUAUGCUGGUUUUGUUGCUUUGAUGUAUUGUACACUUCAUUGGAGGUGACCAAAUUAUGCAAUUCAUUUCACUAGAUCGCAUAUAUGGUCUACUUGUUUGUGUAAGCCCCACUUGAGAAGAACCUUAAACUAAUUUAGGACUUAAGAAAAUGCUUUGAGUCCCCCUCUGUACUUUUCCAGAGUAACUCUUGGCCUAUUAUGUGCAUUAUUGAAAGCAGAGAGACAUUCCUGAAUGUUAUUGUGUCAAUCUUUGGACUUUCACUAUUUGAAGUCAAGGUGGAGAUAUUGUAUUUUGGGAGGUGGAAACAAGGUUGAUGGUCACAUUUUCAAAUCCUUUUGAAUCCACCUUGUCAGAUCAACUGCUAAUUUUUGUUGUAUUCCAAUUCCUCAUUAAGCUCAUACGAUGAUGCCAUUGCCAGAUACUGGCGAUGUAAUUGGUGAUACAAAGCAAGUUUCCUCUUAAAUCUAUUGUUGGCAUACAUUUUUAAUACCAGUCUAGUCCACACAAGUCAUGGUUUUGGAAGAAAUGGAAUUUUGUUGCAAGGCUUGAGGUGACUUCCAUUUCCACAGCAAAACCUCUUUAAAACUCUGUGAUUUCUCUGUUUCAAACCCUCUUAACUGGAAUGUGGAUCUGCUCCUCCUUCAAUGGUGUUAUUUUGGCUGUGGAACAAAAUUGUGAUGUUUUAAACAGGUGUUUUGUUCAAACAUUUAUUGAGGCAACAUGUUGAAUAUGUGGUGUUGUUAUUUUAUCUUGGCGACUUCCAAGUUCCCUAUAGUAGUUCUGGGGGUAUUCAUUCUUGAGGUUCAGAUUUUUUGACACGCUUUGCGUACUUGCCAUGUCAUUUGGAUAUUAUGUUCAUUGCUUCAACACUCUUAUCUAUAUUUGGCAACAUGAACCUCUAGUUAUUUAAUUUACUGUUGAUCCUAAGGGGAAGCUCUGUUUUUAAAAGUGAAAUUAACCCUACAUGUUUUGCUCUCAGUGGGAUUAUCUGUAUGCAGAUGUCCUAUGCUGUCCUGCUGCAUGACUUUUAUACAUGCCACCCUAUCACCACACCACUGAUUAUAAUAUAAACUGGUCAGAGCUCAAGACUCUGGAGUCAAUUCCUAGGGUGUAAUUUGUAAUUAUAGUGUAAUCCUUGGUUUAGCUUUCUCUGUCAUUUUCGGAGGCUGCCACUCAGCUUAAUCUACUGCUUAGUUUUACCAUUGUAGUCGCCAGUCCAUUUAAUAAACAUGUUGAUUACAAAAAUA
Messenger RNA from Myripristis murdjan (pinecone soldierfish), 3030 nucleotides. Its product is annotated as hepatoma-derived growth factor-like. The record is from RefSeq and is a predicted model, not a curated record. The transcript has 6 exons. Bases 403 to 1074 code for a protein of 223 amino acids. NCBI's taxonomy places the organism in Eukaryota, Metazoa, Chordata, Actinopteri, Holocentriformes, Holocentridae.